This is a messenger RNA of Dissoconium aciculare CBS 342.82, 1084 nucleotides long. RefSeq names its product Ribokinase-like protein. Gene Ontology annotation, molecular function: ribokinase activity. Gene Ontology annotation, biological process: D-ribose metabolic process. The transcript is spliced from 2 exons. The record is from RefSeq and is a predicted model, not a curated record. The coding region runs from base 128 to 1084 and encodes 318 amino acids. NCBI's taxonomy places the organism in Eukaryota, Fungi, Ascomycota, Dothideomycetes, Mycosphaerellales, Dissoconiaceae.
AGUGUCCCUCUCCACGACUUUUGUCAGCAGUCGUGCCUCACACUGCCCAGGUGGGAAGACAUCACCUCAACUCAGCAAACAGUAGUAAAAUCCUCGAUAUCAAUUUAUAGAUCGAUUGAAGAAAAUCAUGGCAGCAAAACGCACGGUCGCCAUAAUCGGCUCCCUCAACAUCGACUUCGUCACCCGCACAAAGAGGCUACCUGAAGGCGGCGAGACUCUCGCGGCGAUCUCCUUCGACACAGGUUUCGGCGGCAAAGGUGCCAAUCAAGCCGUGGCAGCCGCGCGACUUGCAGGGCCUGAUGUUACGGUUCAGAUGGUCGGCAAUGUAGGCGAUGACAGUUUCGGGCGAGACUACGUCGAAGCGCUGGCAAAGGAAGGCAUUGAUACAAAGGGCGUGCGGCAGCUUUCGGACGGCAAGACGGGCGUCACGAACAUCAUUGUGGAGGAAGAAACGGGCGAGAAUAGGAUUCUUUUCGUGGCAAAUGCGAAUUUCGAUGCUUUUGAAAAGCAGCAGAGCGCCGCGUGGGAUUUACUCCCCGCGCAAUGCGAUGUGGCGGUCUUCCAAUUAGAGAUUCCUGUAGAUGUGGUCCUCCAUAAUCUCCACCAGGCUCAAGAGAGAGGGAUCCAUACAAUCCUGAAUCCAGCUCCUGCCGAAUUACUACCCGACUUCGUCUAUCAAGAUAUUGACACCCUUAUCAUGAACGAAACGGAAUCCUCCAUCCUCUCUGGACAUCCCAAGACCUUAGACCAGCCGGACGACGAUGCGAUCAUAAUUGUCGCGAGACAAUUCCUGCAUUGGGGCGUGAAGGAAGCCGUCAUAGUCACGCUGGGAGAACGAGGCCUGAUUUAUGCAACCAUUUCCGGCCAACAGGGCCACAUUCCCGCGCGUAAGGUCACAGUGGUUGACACCACGGCAGCCGGAGAUACUUUCGCAGGCGCGUACGCCGUGGAGCGCGCAAAGGCAUCGGCAGGAGAGUUCGACAUCGAAAAGGCUCUGACCUUCGCCACUUUGGCAGCUUCCAAGGCGGUAGGAAAGGCUGGCGCGAUGACCUCAAUUCCACGGUUAGAGGAGCUGCAGGUAUGA